AGUUUUACCAGCGAGCGAUAUAGACGCGAGGUCCCUCGAUCGCGGCGGCAGUUAUUAACUCAUCAACGGUUUCGAACGAAAUAUGCCACAGCACAGCUUUGGAUGUUUUUUCAAGUGGUUCUAUGUGGUACUGAUUGUGCAGACUUUGCUGUGCAUUGGACAGCUCGAGUGUCGUCAGCAUCAGCAUCGAAACAACAACAACAACAACAAUAACAACAAUAGACGAUCAGGAGAUUAUGCAGACGGGGGCAGCUCCGAAGAGAAUCACAAUGCCAGCGAUGGAUUUGACUUUAUAGAGAACGAUAGCAGCGCCGCUGGCAGCUUUGGAAGCGGUACCCAUGGUCAUGGGCAUGGUAAUGGCAAUGCCAAUGGACAUGGUCAUGGAAAUGGACAGCGUCGUGGCCAGCGCAAGCGUCAGCAGAGCAACAACAAUCGCCACAAUCGCAUGGAAGAAAAUGGCAUCUCAUUGUGGAUCAAUGAGCAGCAGCUCAAGAUGCUGAGUGCACUCUACUUUCCGCAGGGCUAUUCGGACCGCAUCUAUGCCAUUCACAACAGCCAGGUGUCUGACGAUUUGCGUGAUACCACGUUCUACAACUAUCUGGUGAUACCAUCCGAAGUAAAUUAUGUGAACUUUACCUGGAAAUCCGGCCGGCGCAAGUACUUCUAUGAUUUUGAUCGGCUUCAAACACUGGACGAUAGCAUCUUGAAGGCGCCCACGUUGUCCAUAAAUAAGAAGGGCCGUAUACCGCAGGAGCAGAAAAAUUUUAGCAUAUUCCUGCCCUGCACUGGAAACAGCUCGGGCACAGCAUUGUUCAAUGUUGGGCUAAAGAUACAAAACCGUAAGCACAGACCGCUCCCGGGCACACCCAUACGUCUCAACUUCAAAAAGGAAUGCGCACAUAGAGGUGUGUAUGAUAUAGACGCUUCCAACCCUACUUCACUAACAACUUUGCAAGCUCCCGAUCCAGAAUGCAGUUUGAAAUGCGGAGAGAACGGAUAUUGCAACGAGCAGCACAUCUGUAAGUGCAACGUCGGCUAUACGGGUCAGUAUUGUCAGACGGCCUUCUGCUUUCCCCAGUGCUUGAACGGCGGCAACUGCACGGCCCCAUCGGUCUGUACCUGUCGCGAAGGCUACCAAGGCACACAGUGCGAGGGAGGUAUUUGCAAGGAGAAGUGCUUAAAUGGAGGCAAAUGCAUACAAAAGGACACUUGCCAAUGCUCAAAGGGAUACUAUGGCCUGCACUGUGAAUAUUCCAAAUGCGUGAUUCCCUGUAAAAACGGUGGGCGAUGUAUUGGCAAUAAUAUGUGCCGGUGUCCGAACGGACUGCGCGGCGACCACUGUGAGAUCGGACGCCGACAGCGUUCCACCUGCAAGUGCAAGCAUGGCAUUUGUGUGAGCAAUAAAAAAUGCAAGUGCCUGCCCGGCUUCUAUGGGCGCCAUUGCCAUGGACGCAUUAAAACCUACACUCGCUGAUCGCUGCCGUUGCCCUGGGCACUCAAAUUCAUACCCACAUGUGACAUGUACCAUAAAAAAUUACACAAAAAAUAAUAAUUAUUAUAAACGACAACUACAACCACAGCUUUGCCGCCCCCGCAUCGGGCAUGGAUGGCCAAAACUAGGAAGCAACGAAUGCAAUGCAUUCGUGUCUUGUUUUUCAAUACGCUCUAUUGUAAUAUUAAACAUAUAAUCACGUCGUUUUAACUUUUUAUGAACUAUUCUUAUUUUUUUAAAAAUAAGGAAUGGAACGAAACAAAACAUAAUACUUAUUGUGAUACACAUUUUUUUGUAAUUUAAAAUUCUUAAAUAAAAACGGACUUAAGAAAACUGGCAAAA
Messenger RNA from Scaptodrosophila lebanonensis, 1834 nucleotides. RefSeq names its product protein shifted (gene shf). Gene Ontology annotation, molecular function: signaling receptor binding. Gene Ontology annotation, cellular component: cell surface; extracellular region. The record is from RefSeq and is a predicted model, not a curated record. Bases 83 to 1474 code for a protein of 463 amino acids. The transcript is spliced from 8 exons. Gene Ontology annotation, biological process: anatomical structure development. NCBI's taxonomy places the organism in Eukaryota, Metazoa, Arthropoda, Insecta, Diptera, Drosophilidae.